Molecule: messenger RNA, 1995 nt
Organism: Sphenostylis stenocarpa
Lineage: Eukaryota; Viridiplantae; Streptophyta; Magnoliopsida; Fabales; Fabaceae
Source: the annotation of a GenBank genome assembly
AUGGGAGAAGGAACCUUUCGCUUUGGCCUCAAUAAUGCCACUCCAAAACCCGAGUCAUGGGAACCCGAAAAUGUUGCACCCAUUGUGUCUUCUUACAAUGAGCGCAUACGUCCGAUUCUUGAUGCUCUUGAGAACCUGAGGCGCCUCAACAUCACCAAAGAAGGGAUACAACUUCCUACUAUUGUUGUUGUUGGAGACCAAUCUUCUGGCAAGUCCAGUGUCCUAGAAUCUCUAGCUGGAAUAAGCUUACCCCGAGGACAAGGUAUCUGCACAAGGGUACCCUUGGUCAUGAGGCUCCAAAACCACUCACUUCCCAAACCCGAGUUGGUUUUGGAGUAUAAUGUCAAAACCGUGUCAACGGAUGAGGCUCACGUCUCGGAUGCCAUUAGAGUUGCCACAGAUGAGCUUGCUGGGGGUGGGAAAGGAAUUUCCAACACCCCAUUAACUCUUGUGGUGAAGAAGAACGGUGUUCCUGAUCUCACUAUGGUUGAUCUUCCAGGUAUCACUCGCGUGCCUGUUCAUGGUCAACCUGAGGAUAUCUAUGACCAGAUUAAGGAUAUUAUUAUGGAGUAUAUAAGGCCUGAGGAGAGCAUUAUUCUCAAUGUUUUAUCUGCCACUCAUGAUUUCUCUACUUGUGAGUCCAUUAGGAUGUCACAGGGUGUUGACAAAACGGGAGAAAGGACUCUUGCUGUGGUAACAAAAGCAGAUAAGGCCCCAGAGGGGUUGCAUGAGAAGGUAACUGCUGAUGAUGUGAAUAUUGGACUUGGCUACGUGUGUGUCAGAAAUCGCAUUGGGGAUGAGUCCUACGAAGAUGCUCGAGCAGAAGAAGUCAACCUAUUCAGGACUCACUCACUUCUGUCCAAAAUUGACAAGUCCAUUGUGGGGGUUCCGGUUUUGGCACAGAAGUUGGUUCAACUUCAAGCGGCUAGUAUUUCCAAAAUACUGCCUGAAAUUGUUAAGAAGGUCAAUGACAAACUCGGUUCUCAGCUUUCUGAGCUGGACAAAUUGCCCAAGAACCUUACUUCUGUGGCUGAUGCAAUAUCUGCAUUCAUGCAUAUCAUUGGGUUGGCAAAAGAGUCCCUGAGGAAGAUUCUUCUCAGAGGAGAAUUUGAAGAGUACCUCGAUGACAAGCACAUGCAUUGCACUGCUCGCCUUGUUGAUAUGUUGGAUCAGUACUCAAAUGAUCUUCACAAGGAUCCUGAAAGUGAUGAUGGUGAGAAGUUUUUGAUGGGAGAGAUAAAGGUGCUAGAAGAAGCCAAGUGGAUUGGCCUCCCUAACUUCAUGCCACGCAAUGCUUUUCUAACUCUCUUACAGAAUAAAGUGAAAGCAAUUUCAAGCAUGCCAACUGAGUUCACUGACAAGGUGUGGGACUAUCUUGAGGAAGUGGUGGUUGCUGUUCUGAGGCGUCACUCGGAACACUACCACCAACUGCAGACAUGUACAAAACGAGCAGGGCAGAACCUUAUUGCUAAGAUGAAGGAGAAUUCUAUGAAAUAUGUGAUGGAGGUUGUGGAAAUGGAGAAAUUAACUGAUUACACUUGCAAUCCUGAAUACAUGAGUGAGUAUAAUCAGCUAAUGGCUGACCAGGAAGCAUUCAUCAAGACUGUUAAGAUUGGGUCAUAUUGUACGGAACUUCUGGAUGGUUUUGGGGAAAUUCAGGUUAGUCAUCUGAGACAGUACCUAACUUUACUUCCGCAAGCGUUUGACUUGAAAAUGAGACUAACAGCAUACUGGAAGAUUGUACUUCGGAGGCUGAUUGACAGCACUGCCCUGCAUCUUCAAUUCAGCAUUUUCAACCUUGUGAACAAGGAUCUGGGAGAUGAGAUUGUGAAAGAGAUGAUGUCUCCAUAUGGCGGUGGAAUUGAGAGGUUGUUGGAGGAAACUCCAUCAGUUUCCCAGAAGCGUGAGAAGCUCAAUAGGAGCAUUAAAGUUCUCAGAGAAAGCAAAGAAGUCGUGGCUAACAUAAUGGACAAAAUUUCUAGCUAUGAUGAUUAG